AUGCCGAGCUGCUUCACCGGCAGCACUUUCAGCGGGUAUGGAGCGACGUCCGGCAUCCCCGGCCAGGGGUAUAGCUACUCGACGAUAACCUCUUCCGUGCCGUCGGCCCCGCGCCGGGGCGCGGGGAACUCGUGCACCGGAGCCAUGGCAACGCUCCGUCGGACCUCGCUCAACGCCCAGGGGCGCCCGGUGGUCGACAGGCGCUACUCGCCACCUCUGCGGGAACGGGUAGAGACGAACCCCCCGUCGAGGUACGCCUCGCUGCCGUCGGGCUUGGCGGUGCCCCGAGCGGUGCUGAACAAGGGACCGAUCAGGCCAGACGCCUUGUCGGCGGGAGCGACGAGGAAACCCGCGCGGCGCAUUGUGCCGCCCAAGCCCCCGCCGCCGACCUGUGAGGCUGCCCCGGGGAAACCGCAGGAAAGGAGGGCGCACGGGCCGAGAGGCUACCCAAGGGCUGAAGGUGUCGAGGUGCCAGAGCCUCCACCGACCGCGCAGAGCUCCAGACCGCAAGCUGCCAAGGGGGGCCGCCGCCAGGAGAGUGGAGCGUCGUCGUCCAAGGCGAAGCCCAAGUCGAAGAGCAUAUGGGGUUGUUUUAGUUGA
Molecule: messenger RNA, 600 nt
Organism: Ustilaginoidea virens
Lineage: Eukaryota; Fungi; Ascomycota; Sordariomycetes; Hypocreales; Clavicipitaceae
Exons: 1
Coding region: 1-600 (199 amino acids)
Source: RefSeq, a predicted model, not a curated record